AUGGUCAAUGUCACAUUUGUCACUGAGUUUAUUCUCCGGGGAUUUCCUGAACUUCAUGGACUAAAGAUGCCAUUGUUUACCAUACUUCUAGUGAUGUAUCUUCUCGCACUAACAGGAAAUAGCUUAAUAAUUGUGAUUGUUUGCAUGGAACCCAUGCUGCAUACUCCAAUGUACUUCUUUCUCGUCAACUUCUCCAUGGCCGAGAUCUGCACCACAACAACAGUAGUACCAAAGAUGUUGGUCAAUGCCUUCUCAGGCAAAACCACAAUCUGCUUUGCAUGCUGCAUGGCACAAGGAUUCGUGGUUUUUGCAGCUAGCGCUGUUGAAUUCAUCACUCUCACAGUCAUGUCUUUUGAUCGUUACAUUGCCAUUCGCAAACCUUUGCUCUAUAAAACCAUCAUGACCAACAGACUCUGCCUGAACUUGACCCGGAUGAGUUGGGUUGUAGGGUUUGUGAUCAUCUUUUCUCAGUCUGUAGUAGUGUGGACUUUCCCGUUCUGUGGAAACAAUGUCAUAGACCACUUCUUUUGUGAUGUUGGACCAGUUCUGAAACUGGCCUGUGCCGACACCAGUUUAAUGGAGCUGAUAGGUCUCAUAUAUGGUGCAGCCAUCAUGUGGGGUUCCUUUGGCCUUUCACUGAUCUCUUAUACAUGCAUUAUAGCCACUAUUAUUCAAAUCCCUUCAGCCACUGGACGAUCAAAAGCAUUUGUCACUUGUGCCUCCCAUCUUAUAGUCAUCACCAUGUUCUACCUGGUGCUCAUGGUCAUGUACUUAAGGCCUUCAACCCAUGGUAACACACAAGUCAACAAAGCAGUAUCUAUUGUGCACACUAGUUUCAUUCCCUUGUUAAACCCUUUCAUUUACACAAUCCGAAACAAAGAUUUCAAAGCAGCCCUGCGGAAAAAUGCGAAAAGGAGGGUUCUUUUUUAG
Messenger RNA from Podarcis raffonei (Aeolian wall lizard), 930 nucleotides. Its product is annotated as olfactory receptor 6X1-like. The transcript has a single exon. Bases 1 to 930 code for a protein of 309 amino acids. Gene Ontology annotation, biological process: G protein-coupled receptor signaling pathway. The record is from RefSeq and is a predicted model, not a curated record. NCBI's taxonomy places the organism in Eukaryota, Metazoa, Chordata, Lepidosauria, Squamata, Lacertidae. Gene Ontology annotation, cellular component: membrane. Gene Ontology annotation, molecular function: olfactory receptor activity; G protein-coupled receptor activity.